CCGCUCUCUGUCACCAACAGUUCACUCUGACUCCCACUAGGAAAAGAAUGAAAUUUCGACGUCCUCACAAGCCGACAGACUUGACAGAACGCACUAGGAUAGUGUCAAUGUGGAUGGACGGGAUGACCUGCCGUUCCAUUGCACGAGCAACAGCGAAUAUGUCAACAACUGUACGUAUGACGACACUCAUUGCGUUGUUGAUGGUGAGAAAGUGUGUCGGUAGAACUAUGGAUAGUAAUGCCGGCCUCAGUCACCAAACAGACGUGCUGAUGACGGCUCCCAUGUUCCACAGCGGUGUGGUAGUAGAUCGGUGGAUAGACCAGGUGGGCGAGGUGGUGAGCCAGGUGGUGGAACAGCACCUUGCUGGGUGUCACUUGGUGCUGGUCGAUACAACAACACAAAGCUUAAUGUUCUCAACGAUGAUCAGACAACUGGCAGCAGAUGGAGACAGUGUCGUGGUUGUGGACGGGUGGCGGCUGUUUUCUCAAUCCCCGUUGGCCAAAAGCAAUGGAGCUAUGGAUCAGCUCCUGCAGGGAGUGUGGGGCGACGCCACGCUCACCUGCCGCGCUGUCAUCAUACUUCUUGAUAACAGUAAUGACAAGAAACUUACUUUCAGAUGGGUAUCAGUUCACAUCAGGGACAUGAAGUCAUUGCCUCAUUCCAUCAAAGACCAGUUCCCCAGACUUCAACCCAAAGGUAAGAAGAUCAAAGAACUGCGGGAUAAUGUUGAACUAUUUGGGCAUCUCUAUACCUCUAUGCAGAAUCGAGCUGGGGAUCUUGAAGAAUUUUUUUUUCAUGAAGUACAAGCAAAUCCACCUUCACUUUCAGACUUCAGCAAACUUCAUUUACCAGUCACUAACGCCCAGCUGCUUCGUUUUCUUGGGCAUAGUGAACAACCUGAGGUGCCUUCAUCUAAUGACUGCAAAAUCAUGGAUGGCAUUGUUAUUGUCCAUUCCCUUCCGACAGCAAGU
Messenger RNA from Homarus americanus (American lobster), 971 nucleotides. RefSeq lists its product as uncharacterized. Lineage: Eukaryota; Metazoa; Arthropoda; Malacostraca; Decapoda; Nephropidae. The record is from RefSeq and is a predicted model, not a curated record. The annotation marks the transcript as partial. The transcript is spliced from 6 exons.